AUGCAAAUCUCAUUUCUAACACUGGUACCAUUUCUAGCAUCUGGGCUAGCAAAUGUCGCACUUGCUGAAAUCUGCUGCGCCUAUGGUGCCACAUCACCAGUAGGUGAUGUUAGUCGUUCAGUGGGGUUUAAGCAGUCUCUUGCCAGAGGCCCUCUCGAAACUGGCACAAUUGAGUUCCCCACUGCUCCGUACAGCUGCAAAAUUACGGUUGAUCGCGGCGCCAAUCUCCCCUGCAAGCAGUGGCGAUAUGUAAAAAGUUCUGGAAACUGCCUUGUUCAGGCUCUUAACUUCGACACUGAAUCGACUCCUUUCAGUUGCACAAGCCAUAAACCUAUCUUCUAG
Messenger RNA from Plenodomus lingam JN3, 342 nucleotides. The record is from RefSeq and is a predicted model, not a curated record. Lineage: Eukaryota; Fungi; Ascomycota; Dothideomycetes; Pleosporales; Leptosphaeriaceae.